AUGUUGAUAACGCUACGAUCGGCGGAACUUACUAUCAGGACUAAAACACGAAUCAGCCGUAUUCCGACCCAUACUACUCAACUCCGCCCCAGAGAAUCUCCCGCGCAAUUCAGGGCAACGGUCCCGUGGAAGAUGUGA
Molecule: messenger RNA, 138 nt
Organism: Colletotrichum truncatum
Lineage: Eukaryota; Fungi; Ascomycota; Sordariomycetes; Glomerellales; Glomerellaceae
Source: RefSeq, a predicted model, not a curated record